AGAUUAGUGCUGUUGUUAUUGUAUCGUUAAUCUUGUAUGCUGACCGAGACUGGUAAAUACGUGGCUUUCGGUGACAUCCAGGUCCAUGAGGUUUUGAAGGAUGCUAUUGAGAAGAAUAUCCUUCCGGGUACGGGUGUGAGUGCGGUUGAAUUCUGGUCGCAUCUAGAGAAACUAUUGGCUGAGUUCUCGGAUGAAAAUGCCGCUUUGUUGGCUCAUCGAGAUGAGCUGCAAGCGGCGAUAGACGAGUGGUAUGAAGGUGGUUGCAAGGAAGACCAAGAGGGCUUUCUCAAGAGAAUAGGGUAUCUGGUUGAGCCUCCCACAACCAAGACCACUAUUUGUGUCACCAACGUUGAUCCGGAGAUGUCCCUGUUGGCUGGUCCACAACUCGUCGUUCCGGUCGACAAUGCUAGAUACGCCCUCAAUGCAGCUAAUGCCAGGUGGGGUUCUCUCUUUGAUGCUGUUUACGGCUUUGAUGUGAUUCCUGGCCGUCCCGGUCCUGGAGGCUACGACCCUUCGCGAGGCCUCGCAGUGCUUGAAUUCGCCUUCAAGCAGCUGGAUGGCGUACUACCUCUGGUUGAUGCCCAGUGGGCUGAGUUAGCAUCUAUUUGGGUCGAUCAUCGGAGUCAGCUUGUGGCUAGCACGACAACGGGGAAGUCUACUGGACUGAAGUCGCCUUCGGCUUUUGUUGGGUAUAGGGGUAAUGCCAACAAGGGUGAUCUUGUAUUUGUUCAUAAUGGACUUCAUAUAAUCAUCAAGAUCCACAAGGAAUCACAGGUUGGCAAGCAGAAUAGUAUGGGCUUGUCCGAUGUGGUCCUCGAGUCGGCCCUCACUGCUAUCAUGGACUGUGAGGACUCGGUAGCGGCCGUUGAUGCGGAGGACAAGUCCCGAGUUUACUCGAACUGGGCCGGCCUUAUGCGUGGUGAUCUGGAGACGAGUUUCAAGAAAGGCGGCAAGUCGGUAACUCGCCGACUCAACUCGGACCUUACCUUUAGGAUGGCUGGAGGAAAGGGGAUCGUUACUCUCCCUGGUAGAGUAGUGGCUUUGGUGAGGAAUGUGGGUAUUCAUAUGAGAACUGACGCAGUGUUGUAUCGCGGUGAUGAGGCCUUCGAGGGCUUGGUGGAUGCGCUGGUCACUGCCACAGCUGGACUGCUCGAUCUUCGACAGGUCGGCCGCAACAGUUGUACUGGCUCUAUCUAUCUUGUGAAGCCCAAGCUGCAUGGUCCGGAAGAGGUGGCUUAUGCUUGUCGGGUAUUCGAUCGUGUUGAGGAGAUGCUGGGCCUUGGGCCGAAGACUAUCAAGAUUGGGGUGAUGGACGAGGAGAGAAGGACAAGUGCCAAUCUCCAAUCGUGUAUCCAUGUUGCUCGCGAACGCGUGGUCUUCAUUAACACGGGCUUUCUGGACCGUACGGGUGAUGAAAUCCAUACUUGUAUGCAUUCCAAGUUACCAGUUGCUCCGAAGGGUGCGAUCAAGAAAGCUGCGUGGAUUCAAGCGUAUGAGAAGCUCAACGUUAUAGAGGGCCUGUCGGCAGGCAUGGGCAUGCGUGCUCAGAUUGGUAAGGGCAUGUGGGCCGAGCCCGACUCUAUGAAGGCGAUGCUUGAUCAGAAGAUUGGCCACCCUCUGUCUGGGGCCUCGACCGCUUGGAUUCCCUCACCUACCGCUGCUACUCUCCAUGCUCUGCAUUAUCACAUGGUUGACGUCUCUGCGAUCCAGAAGACUAUCUCUGUUGAUCCAUCGGCAGUCUUGAAGCUUCGCGAGCAGCUAUUGCAACCUCCUUUCGAUGAUACUGUGUUCACGUUGCCCAAAGGAGAUAUUCAGCGCGAACUGGACAACAACGCUCAGGGGAUCCUGGGUUAUGUGGUUCGUUGGGUUGACCUCGGUGUGGGCUGCAGCAAAGUUCCCGACAUCAACAACGUCGGCCUUAUGGAAGACCGAGCUACUCUUCGGAUAUCAUCCCAACACAUAGCUAACUGGCUUUUCCAUGGCAUAGUCAGCAAAGCGCAGGUAAAGGAGUCUCUCAUGAAGAUGAGUGCAGUCGUAGACGACCAGAAUAAGGGCGAUCCUCAGUAUACCGCUAUGAAAGGUGGCGGCGUUGCCUUUGAAGCAGCUAUGGAUUUGGUAUUCGAAGGAACCAAAUCGCCUAAUGGUUAUACCGAGGACAUUCUGACUAAAGCUAGGAGAGCUAUUAAAACGGAGAAGAAUAAGCAGUCGAGGUUGUGAAUUUUUAAUACAUUCUGAUUGGAUAAAGUAGUCAUGUUAUGAAGUUGAUUUGUCUUAGCAAUCGUUCCAGAACUUCCGCACGAUGUAAGGUGGAAGUGUGUAGUACUCCAGUCUCAUGAU
Molecule: messenger RNA, 2337 nt
Organism: Perkinsus marinus ATCC 50983
Lineage: Eukaryota; Perkinsozoa; Perkinsida; Perkinsidae
Product: Malate synthase G, putative
Exons: 20
Coding region: 37-2217 (726 amino acids)
Biological process (GO): glyoxylate catabolic process; glyoxylate cycle
Cellular component (GO): cytosol
Molecular function (GO): magnesium ion binding; malate synthase activity
Source: RefSeq, a predicted model, not a curated record